CCAACAGCGCAGUAAUAUUACUUGUGGUUAUUAUUAACUACUACAGAUAGGAGUCAAAGUAAGAACCCCAACAUACCACCUCCUCACCUAGCCUUACUCCAACAGAGUACAAUAAACAACCAUACCUCCCUCGCCCAUCAUCCAAGCAGAAACAUACAUAAUCCAUCCCUACAACAUGCUCGACACCGAGUCCACGAGCACGCCAACAACACCUCCAUCACCAAGUAAAUGCGCAACGGCUUUCCGCACCCCUACACCAUUGACAAGAAACACAAAUGACUGGAGUCGGUGUUCUCAUCCUCACCGACCUACAAGUUCACCAUUUGUCCUAUUGACAAGCUCGAUGGCAAUGGCUAUACCCCUGCCAUCAACAGGAUAGGUCUCAAACCACACAAUAAUAUGAAAUACCGCACCAUGAAAGUCGGAUACUGGCUCAGCAAGAGCUACUGGGACCAUGGCAUCACGACAGCAGCAGUAAAGGCCUUUUCAGCCUGGACUUUCAAGACCUUCCCACACCUGCUUAAGUUAAAGGCGGAGGUGUUCGGGGAUAAUACUGCAAGUGCACGUGUAUUAACCAAGGCGGGGUAUACCCUUGAAGAACAGAAGAGACAGGCAGUUGAGAAGAAUGGCGUGGUUAUAGAUUUGCUGGUUUUUGGGCUAGUGAGGGAUGGGUAG
Molecule: messenger RNA, 675 nt
Organism: Aspergillus sclerotioniger CBS 115572
Lineage: Eukaryota; Fungi; Ascomycota; Eurotiomycetes; Eurotiales; Aspergillaceae
Product: GNAT family N-acetyltransferase
Exons: 1
Coding region: 400-675 (91 amino acids)
Molecular function (GO): acyltransferase activity, transferring groups other than amino-acyl groups
Source: RefSeq, a predicted model, not a curated record